Betta splendens (Siamese fighting fish) is the source of this 844-nucleotide messenger RNA. It is a transcript of the gene mplkip, whose product is annotated as M-phase specific PLK1 interacting protein. The transcript is spliced from 2 exons. The record is from RefSeq and is a predicted model, not a curated record. The coding region runs from base 143 to 553 and encodes 136 amino acids. Lineage: Eukaryota; Metazoa; Chordata; Actinopteri; Anabantiformes; Osphronemidae.
UUUUCACAAAAUAUGAAUAACUAAAAAAUAAUAUGACGACAUAUGUCACGUGAUUUGGAACGUGCGCGAGACUCUGCGAGACGUCCGCCGUUUGUCGAGCGGAAGGGCUUGAGGUGUACCCUGCCGACUCUUUUCCGCUCAGAUGUACCGCAGUCCAAUGCGACCUCAGCGGAGUCCCGGAGCUUCGCGGCCGGCUGGAUGGUCGCCAGUUUCAGGCUGGGGUUUCACCGGAGCCCGCUCACCGUUUGGAAGCGUGGGUCACCGCGGAGCUUCCCCACAAGGCUUCACCGCUUACUGUCCGGGUUCUCCGGGCUCUGAGCGCGGAUGUAGAGAGCGUUCUCCGUCCGGGUUCGGCAGUGGACCCCGGCUGUUCGGAAGACAAAUGCAUCGCAGAGGGGGCGGUUUUCGGCGGCCACAGUUGUUCAGCCCAAAUGUCCAGUUUUCAGACUUGCCCGUGGAGAAAUAUUUCAAUCCAUCAAUGCUGCAGGAUCCAUGGGCAGCUCUGCAGCCGCUCACAUCUACAGACGCAGCUGCAACCAGAUACGCGAUGUGAGGAAACACAUGUCUGUGUUUAUCACCAGUGCUUUCUACACACUUUACUAGCAGUUCUCAUUCAUUUAUGCUUUAUAGUUAUAUAGUGUGUUUUGAUUUUUUUAACUAUACUAAAAACAGCCUUUUAUAACCAGGUUAAUUCAUUAAAUAUUCAUUAGCAGUUUGUAGAAGUUUUAGUUUGUAUUUGAAAUAAAAAGAAAAAAACGUUUUGUCAACUACAGCUUUUCCUUUAAUCUGUACAUUGUAAAAGCAGUAAUGUCUGUUUGAAAUAAACACACAAAUAGGACAAUGA